Haliotis rubra (blacklip abalone) is the source of this 420-nucleotide messenger RNA. Its product is annotated as glutamic acid-rich protein-like. NCBI's taxonomy places the organism in Eukaryota, Metazoa, Mollusca, Gastropoda, Lepetellida, Haliotidae. Bases 1 to 420 code for a protein of 139 amino acids. The record is from RefSeq and is a predicted model, not a curated record. The transcript is spliced from 2 exons.
AUGAACAUCGGUGUGUUACUUGGUAAGGUCAACUCCAAUGAAAGGGCGACGCUUGUGGACGAUAUUAGGGGAGACGAGGACGACGUUAGGGUAGACGAGGAUGACGUUAGGGGAGACGAGGACGACGUUAGGGGAGACGAGGACGACGUUAGGGGAGACGAGGGUGACGACGUUAGGGUAGACGAGGACGACGUUAGGGGAGACGAGGACGACGUUAGGGGAGACGAGGACGACGUUAGGGGAGACGAGGGCGACGUUAGGGUAGACGAGGACGACGUUAGGGGAGACGAGGACGACGCUAGGGGAGACGAGGACGACGUUAGGGGAGACGAGGACGACGUUAGGGGAGACGAGGACGACGUUAGGGUAGACGAGGACGACAUUAGGGGAGACGAGGAUGAUGUUAGGGGAGACGAGUGA